Molecule: messenger RNA, 2466 nt
Organism: Carcharodon carcharias (great white shark)
Lineage: Eukaryota; Metazoa; Chordata; Chondrichthyes; Lamniformes; Lamnidae
Gene: arl4d
Product: ADP-ribosylation factor-like 4D
Exons: 2
Coding region: 372-974 (200 amino acids)
Biological process (GO): vesicle-mediated transport; intracellular protein transport
Cellular component (GO): cytoplasm
Molecular function (GO): GTP binding; GTPase activity
Source: RefSeq, a predicted model, not a curated record
GUCAGAGGGAAUGUGUUUCACUUGCCACUGAUGCGAGUGAGUUACUCGAAGAAAUCCCAAGGAAAGGGGUGGUCCUCUGAUCUGUCAGCUCUUAUUGAUGGCCGUAGAAAGUGCCUAACAAACUGCUAUAUGGAAGAUCUACUCCGUGGAGCCUUCUUUCUCGAAUCUUUACCAGGAGAAUCACAACAGCUUCUCUACAAGAGGACAAAGCUUUUAACCAAAUUGCAUCCAAUGAACUCAGACUGACUUUGAAGAAGGUGCCAACAGUCGACGCCUUCCCCAUCCCCCUCUCAAGAUAAAGAGCAACGACAAUUAACCCUCGGAGUACUUUUUGUUCUUAAGGGGGAGGUGAAGAGGAUAUUUUGUCGACCAUGGGGAAUCAACUCUCUGAGCUAACGCCCAACGGGACCUUCUUGCCCCCUUUCCAGUCCCUGCACGUCGUAGUGAUUGGUUUGGAUUCAGCUGGAAAAACCACAUUGUUGUAUAGACUAAAAUUAAGGGAGUUUGUCAACACGAUUCCUACAAAAGGCUUCAACACUGAAAAAAUCAAAGUGCCUGUUGGGAAUUCGAGGGCCAUCACUUUCCAGGUCUGGGAUGUUGGUGGCCAAGAAAAGCUGAGGCCUCUGUGGAAGUCCUACACCAGGCGCACGGAUGGCAUUGUCUUUGUGGUAGACUCUUCAGAGACGGAGAGGAUGGAGGAGGCCAAGGCUGAGCUCCAUAAAAUUUCCAGGAGUUCAGAAAAUCAAGGAGUGCCCGUAUUAAUCUUUGCCAAUAAACAAGAUCUGCCGGGGGCUCUUUCUGUGGCUGAGGUGGAAAAAUCCCUGAGCUUAAAUGAACUAGGAGCAUCCACUCUGCACCACAUCCAGAGUUCCAGCGCAGUGAAUGGACAGGGCCUGCAACAAGGCCUAGAGAGGUUAUAUGAAAUGAUCAUUAAACGGAAGAAGAUGCUUAGACAUCAGAAGAGAAAGAGAUGAAUCGUGGACCUCAUUCCAUAAUCAACUAAGACAUUCUAGAAUAGCUCAUCAAUGGAAUCUCCUAAAGGAUCAACUAAAUGGUCAAAAGCACACAACUUGCCAAGAAUAUAUGUUCAAGAUUUUUUUGGGCUGACCCAAUUCGACUUUUCAGUUUUUGUUUUCCCCAGAUGCAGUGUAGUGCAUAUAACAGCAAUAACAUACAAAUCCUGUGAUCCAAAUGUUUAUUUAAAUAAAAGGGCCAACAUAUGAUGGACAAAUGGCAAAAUAGUGGAUGGUUGGUGAGGAGUUGGACGGAUUCAAGCCGGCCACUACUAGGGAACAGACUGAUUGGCAUUUUAAGCAGCAUCAUAACUGUUUAGCGUUUGAUGUUUACAAUCAAUAUCCUCAGCGUUCUGGAUAAUAUGUAAUCUUUUGAUUUGCAAAUAAAUUCCUGUAAUGUUUUGGUUGUACCUGGCCAGCCCCUUUACAUGUAAACUAAUAGAAGAUCUCUGCUGAUUGCCUGGAAAGUUAGUUUAAUUGAGAGAGAAUGGAAUUAUUCUCUAUCUCUUUUUUUUCUCUCUCCCUCUCUUUUAAAGUUGCUUAGACUCUUGGGAACAUGACAGAAUGUUCUGAGAUUCACUGACUUUGUUCUGAUACGACUUUAUUGUAUAAAGUGUUGUGUAGCUUUUUGUAGACCGAUGAUGUGCAAGUCAAGGACGUUUGUCAAAAGCUGCAAAAGACAUUUAAUUCUGCAAGUGUUUGCAGAGAUAACAAGUGGACUGAGGUGGGGGGUGCGGGGGGGGGGGCUUUGUAUAAUUUUUUUGUGUCUGAAAGUAUCAUUCAGCUACACAUCCCAAACACUUGGAAGUACUGAAAGCAGUAUUUCAAUAAGUGGGUAUUGGGGUGCGGUAAUGCUUCUAUACUCCUAUCAAUAUGAAGCAGUUUAGUCUGCCACUCUAAUCCAUGAAGGCCAAAUGAUGUGAAGUCUCCAAGAAGACUUCUUGAUGCCUCUUGAAGUUUGCUUCAGCUGCAUUAAAACUCUUGCUCAGUGUGAAGCUGAGGCGCCAAGGCAAAGAUAUGUCUUUGAUGUUGAGAGAGCGAAUGUGAGCUGCCUUCACUCUCCCCUAUCAGAGCUUUUCAUGUGCCCAAGUGUGUGCAACGAGGAUCUGGUUGGAUUGCACAGCUAGCAGUAAAACUACAGUCUAGUGACUGGUGUGCUACACAUCAUUAGAUACACUGCAGCUAUUGGUUUCAGACCAGGUAACUGUAGCCUUGGAUAUGAAGUACACAUGAGCCACUGUGCUACAAUAAAAGAAAAGAUGCCAAUGUCACAUCUUUCAUUUUGAAAUCUUUUGCGUCAUCAGUGUUAAAGCAUUCCACUCAGGCUGUCAUACUGAAAAAACUGGACCUUGCUGUAAAUAUUUAAGCUGUGAAAUGAAAUAGUGAUUUGUAUAUAUCUUAUUUUGUACUUUGAUAAGUUUUUUUUAAUAAAUAAUUGUCAUUGGUGUUGAAA